Messenger RNA from Argiope bruennichi, 669 nucleotides. RefSeq lists its product as uncharacterized. The coding region runs from base 1 to 669 and encodes 222 amino acids. Lineage: Eukaryota; Metazoa; Arthropoda; Arachnida; Araneae; Araneidae. The transcript has 3 exons. The record is from RefSeq and is a predicted model, not a curated record. Gene Ontology annotation, cellular component: chitin-based extracellular matrix. Gene Ontology annotation, molecular function: structural constituent of chitin-based larval cuticle.
AUGAUUCCUCAGAUUUUUAUCCUAUCUGCUUUGACAGUUAUUACUUUCGCCAGCCUAAAAAAAGAACCUGUCCAUCAUGCUCCUCAGCCUUACAAAUUCGGUUACAGUGUGAAAGAUAAGCAUGGCGAGCAGUACCGAGAGGAAGCUAGCGAUGGCAAGAACGUGAAAGGCAGCUACGGGUUUAUCGAUGCCAGGGGAAUCAAGCGACAAGUCAACUACGUCGCCGACCAUGCAGGAUUCAAGGCAGACAUCAAUACCAAUGAACCCGGAACCGCCAACCAGAAUCCUGCUGCUGUCAAAAUCCUCUCUGAUGCUCACUAUGGACAAGGAGGAUAUGCAAGGAUAGCAGGUUUUGGAAGUGCUAAACUUGGAUAUUAUGGAACUGAAGCAGAGGAAUCAGGAAAGAAAUCUGCUGGAGUUAGAGGAAUCGGAGUUGGAUAUGCUGGACUUAAAUAUAACGGAGCUGAAGCAGGGGAAUCAGGAAAGAAAUUUGUUGGAGUUAGAGGAGUCGGAGUUGGAUAUGCUGGACUUGAAUAUAACGGAGGUGAAACAGAGAAAUCAGGAAAGAAAUCUGCUGGAGUUAGAGGAGUCGGAAUUGGAAAUGGAGUAGAAGGCGAAAAGGGAGUAGAAAAUGGAUACACUCUUCCUGCAGCAUAUGGAGGCGCCUAA